This is a messenger RNA of Etheostoma spectabile (orangethroat darter), 959 nucleotides long. Its product is annotated as guanine nucleotide-binding protein subunit gamma 3. The record is from RefSeq and is a predicted model, not a curated record. The transcript is spliced from 5 exons. The coding region runs from base 440 to 781 and encodes 113 amino acids. Lineage: Eukaryota; Metazoa; Chordata; Actinopteri; Perciformes; Percidae.
GCUGCCGUGCACGUAUUUUGUCCCUUCAAAGGACCCUUCUGACUCCAUGGCAACGCAACUACCGCCAUAGAUAAAUAGUAUCGUUUGUUUUGCAGGGGGCAGAAUCACUUCUUUUUAUACAAUUAACGAUACAAUGGAAAAAUGUGACUUUACUUCAAAUUAACCAACACUUUAUGCUGUAUUGAUUAAACAAGACGCAUUCAUGGAAAAUACAGGACUCUUCAGAACGAUAAGAUGUUAGCACUUUUAGCUACCCUGUAACAAAAAACAGUUAUUCAUUGUUAACGUGUUAACGUUAGCUAGCUAGCUGUUAGUUGACGUUAAAUAUUAGCUUCUGUAUUUUUAUCUGAAUUAGCACUGCGAGGGACAAUUCCUCACUUCAAAUACGUUUGAGAUGUGAGCUUUGUGACAGUUAAAGGUGUCAACUCAGAAAGAGACAAUGCAGGUGUUGCCUAUUUGGGAGCUUUCCAUCCCUCUCCCAGCAGUGCUGAUGAUUACUCUGAGUCUCUACAUGAUCAUCCUGGGGAUCGGGCUGUGGAUCCGAUCCUGCCUCAAGGACCGUUGUUCUUCAGAGUGUUGUGACUGCUGUCCAAACAUUUCCGUAUGUGACCAGUGCUUCAGAUUUGCGGAAAUGUGUGACUGUCACCUGCCAACCGUGCGCUCAUGUCGGACCGUUUCGUGCCCUUCUCCAUCUUGUGCCAAAUGGGACUGUGCCUGCACCUGUCAGCUUCCGGAGUGUGACUCCUGCAACUGCCUCUGCUUCGAGAUCCGGAUGAAGUAGAAGACCGAGGUGCACCAGUGUCCACUGAGCGACCACAUGUGCUUUAGUUUUUGAGUUCUUUAAAAAAUGUUUUUAAGUGUAUGCCUUUUAUUAGAGAGUUUACAGUUUACAGUCUCCAUUUUCUGUAAGAUAAAUGGAGUUAGUGGAUGAAAAAUCUGAUAAAUUAAGUACCCGAUGA